AUGCACUUUUUACCCUAUAAAGAUGGGAACCCGGCCGCAGAUUUAUACUUCUGGAUGGAUCGUAAGGAGAGCCCGACCCAGGAUGGUGUGAAAAUCCCGUCAUUUGAAUAUGGAAUCACUUCUCUCGGGAAGUACGACAACGCGGAUCAAGUAGUACUGACGUUGCCUGGACGGCAUAAAAUCACCAAUUUCAAGAGCUUCUCUUUGUUUUGCUACAAAUAUGAGCACAACUUCGGCUCGAUUGCCAUUCCUGAGAACCUCAUUGUUCCGCGACCACAGUUUUUAUCUAGUGAGCUGAAGGGCAGCCGAUACUCUGUUGGCUCGGGACCUAUUCUCAUCAUGGACAAGCGCACGAUCAAAAUCUUUGGCUUUACAUUCGACGCCGACAAAGCCCCUGAUGGAUACUUCUUUGUCGGUCGUGGACCAAAUGUUGCACAUGACGCUGGAGUGAAAGUUCCAAUUCGCGGCCGCGACACACCAGAACUGAUCACAGCAAUGAACGAGCGAUAUCGUGGCGGUCAGGAUCUUAUCAUAGAUUUACCGGCUGAUUAUGAUAUUCAACACGUGGACUGGCUAGCCAUCUACUGUUACAAAUUCCGUGUCGAUUUCGGUCAUGUAGCCAUUUCAAACGUUUCAUCACGAAUUCCACCCUACGUGCCACCGCAAAAACGAUUCGAUGACGUCGCAACAACUGUUGAUGGAUGGCCGGUGACGUCAUUGUUGGGAAAUGACCAUCGACGAAAUUUCACAUUUCAACUCGGUGUCCCUGGUGGAAAGAAGGGAUAUCAGUCAAUGACUCGAGCAAGACCGUCUAAGUACGUGUGGUAUGUGAACGGCAUGCUAGCUGAUCUCUAUUUGAAACGCGGUGUCACCUAUACAUUUAUAGUCGAAGGCGGUUCCGACAAGUCUACUUCUGAUUUCUUCAAUCCAUUAUAUAUUUCUGAUGACCAGUUCGGCGGUUAUGGGAAGCUGAGCAAUGAGGAAAAGGAGCAAGUCACCGUCUUCUCCGGAUCCGAUCCAUCGCGUGUGUCUGGACGACUGUGCCUUUGGUCGAAUGACGAAAACGUGGACGAAUCGCAGUUUUCCACUUUCGCUGAGUUCCGGAAAACUCUUCACCUAAAAUGCGAGACCGACAAGGUCGCCGCGCUGUUCCGUUUCACUCCCGAUGAGAAGACACCUGACACUCUUUACUAUCAGAGUUACUCAAACUACAAUAUGGGCUGGAAGAUUCAUGUGGUAAAUGAAUUCCCUGCAACUAUUGCUGAUAUCAAGGAAGAACCGUACGUCUACGAGCAGUGGCUGCAAACGCAGUCCGUUCAAGCACCACAUACAGCGUCUACAUCCGUAGUCGGACUCACUGCCGGUGCUCUCGUGUUGGUCGUCGCUUCGUGGCUAUUCUGA
Messenger RNA from Ostertagia ostertagi, 1401 nucleotides. The record is from the annotation of a GenBank genome assembly. Lineage: Eukaryota; Metazoa; Nematoda; Chromadorea; Rhabditida; Trichostrongylidae.